GUCCGUGCCCUAAGGUUCACGAUUUGAAGCUCAAAGAGAGGAUGGAACUAUAAUAUGUGUUACUGGAGUGGUAUGCUAAGUAUGAAAUUUGGACUGGAUGUUGCUUGUUGUUCCCUUGAGGUAACUGAUCUAUAGCUCUUUGAUCAGAUCCCCGAGUGGAACAGUUUGAAGGGAUGAAUGUUUUAUUUUCUUUUGUUGUUUGUUUUUGUAUGAUUCUUAGAUUCUUUAGUUCACAAGUUUGCAUUAGCUACUUACAAUAUCUUGACUGCUCUUUGUUAUCCAUAAAAUAUUUCGUUGAUUGAAGGAUCAUUUCUUGGAUUGCCAAGUUAAAAUUUGUUCUCUUGCCAAUGGACAUUAUACACUCAUGGUAAAUACUAUUUAGCUCCUAAUUUCACUAGAUCCAACAUACUUGGGUAGAAAUGUAAAAGCUCUAAGUACACAAAUAUGAACCUUGUUUAGUUGUCCCGAAUUAUGUGGUUCCAUUCAGCAUGUCUUACUUUGCAAGCUUUCAAAUUGGUUGAUUGUGUAGGUUUGUUAGUCGAUCUUCAACAACACCACCACAUUGAGAGGGUGUUUGGUUGGUGAAACUGGAAUGGGAAUUUGGGAAGUGGUACUUCCAGACACUUCCAUGUGUUUGAUGCACAAAAGUGUUCAGAAAAGAGUUUGUGUGACUAAUUUUGGGUUAAUUUUGGACUUAUAAAAAUUCAAUAUAUUUUUUUACAAAUAUGUAUGUUUAAUAUGUGAUAGAAAUAAAUCAGUUUAUUUAUUUUGCUGAACCACCCUCUUCAACAUUCAGUGCUAUUUACCCAAACUUCAUAAAGGGUCACCUUUUGACUGAAGUUUGACGGCCAUGGAAGUGACACUCAAGCAUUUCCAGUCUUCUGUCCUACUUCCACCCGCAAAAUACAACCCAACAUUGUAUACUUUAUGUGAAAAUCAUACCGCAUAAAGUCUACUUGACUUGGGAUGGAAAUUGUGUUGUUUAUGUAAUGCAUACAUGAAAUAACAAAUUUAUGCAUAUGUUUAUGCCACCAAAGACAUUGUUAGAAUGGAUUUUUCUUAUGGUCACAAAUACAUUAUUAAAUUAACAAAUGCUCCCUAAGAUUGGAAGCCUCUUAAUUAUCUUGCCAUUGAGUUCUAAAUAUUGUUCCCUGUAAGAUUCUGAAUUUAUACUCAUUUUUUCUGCCUAAAAAGAGGCAACCUUUGUUGCUGGCGUUAACUAAUUGAUUAUAAAAAUAACCAUUGUUAAGCUAACAAAAAAAUAUUGUCAAGCUAACGCUGAAGGAAUAUUCUAGAACUUAUCAAUUAUAUUUUAUCCUGUAAGGAGAAAACACAUUUGAAAAGUUUUUACUUUGAAAUAUUGGAAGACAUACUAAGUUUAUGUUGUCACACUUUAAUGGGUCAUUUAUUGACCCAUACCAGUUUUGAGAAGUCCCCAAGACAUGAUGCUUAUGUCCCCAAGUUUGAAGCUGAGCUGGCUCAAUUUUGUGAGAAACUGGUGACAAAUUUGAACAGAAAAGUUAAGCGCGGUCAAGAGCGGGUAGCACAAGAUGAUGUGCAGCCUACUGUCCCAAUCACUUCUGAGAAAUCUGGGCAGCUUUUAUUGGUAGAAGAGAGGAUUAAAAAAUUGCUUGAGCAAAUAGAGUCUCUUGGUGAAGCUGGCAAGGUGGAUGAGGCUGAGGCGCUCAUGCGGAUGGUAGAUUCAUUGAAUGCCCAGAAGACAGGUCUAAUGGCACAAGCAUCAGAUAAAGGACUGGCGCAAACACAAGAGAAGAAGAUAGCUCUCUGUGAGAUAUGUGGCUCCUUUUUGGUAGCAAAUGAUGCUGCAGAGAGGACACAAUCUCAUGUUACUGGUAAACAGCAUGUUGGAUAUAAUAUGGUCCGGGAUUUUCUCAGUGAAUAUAAGGCUGCAAAGGAUAAAGCUAGAGAAGAAGAAAGACUAACAAAGGAGAAGGAAGCUGAGGAGAGAAGGAAACAAAGAGAAAGGAAAAAUGAGGAACGUGAUCGGGGACAUGAUCGUCAUCGAGAGCGAGAAUUUGAACGAGAAAGAUCACGUGAAUGGGGUGGAAGGUCAAGCAGGGAUGGAGGAAGAGGGUUUGAUGGGAGGCCCAACCAUAACCGUAAUGGAAGGGAUCGGGACAGGGACAGGUUCCGGGAUAGGAAUGGAGACAUGACACGGGAUAGGGCUAGAGGAAGGAGCAGAUCUCGAUCUCCUGCUAGGCAUGUUUACAGGAGGUCCUCAAGAAGCCCAGUUCGACCAUAUUAGGCUGUAGUCUUGUUGGUUAAUUUCUGGGACUGAAGAGCUCUGUCAAAAUCAUAGCAUCUUUUUAGAGGACGAGUUUUGAGGUAGGUACAUUUCAUCCAUAUAAUAUUUAAACUGUGCUGCUGAACAUCUUUCAGAUGAAUUUCAUCUUGUUCUCAGAGUCUACUUUGACAUUGUUCAUGUCUUAAUUAAGAGGACAUCCGCAACCUUUUCAUGAAUGGUGGCUAAUAAGGAUGCAGUUGCUGCUAUUAUCUUGUAGGAGGUAACACAUAAUCACCCGUCCCCUAGUGAUUACUUAUUGUGUCGGAUUAAAUCACAUGGCUUUCCUUUUCUACACUGGCGCACUUCAAACAACUAGAAUCUUUCAACUAAGAAACACUCUUCAGUCAUGAACUUUUACCUUAAGAUUUGUUUAUAGGCACAAAUUUUAAAGUUCUUCCUUGACUAAUGAUUUGAUUUGUCAAAUGAUCUUAUCAUCGACGGCCAUCACUCAGAUAUUUUUGAUUGUGCAUAUAUGAAUCUGACUACCUCAAGGUAUACUACCCAGUGCUUGUACUGGAGUUUUAGUUUGCCUUGUUCACAUUUGAGUUCACUAUUUCGCUUCUAUGGAAUAGUGCAGGGAACUGCUGCUUCCUGCAACUAAUUAGCAGGGGAUGCCUUUGCUUGUUGCUUGUUUCCCUCUUGCCUGUCAUCUUACUGAGUUGAUACACAGUAGUGUGUUUGAAACUGUGAAGACCAACACCAGGAAACUGCUCUAAAUUUUGGUAGGAAUUUUGGUAGGUUGCGUGUGUUACACUAGUGGUUCUGAUUGAUAUUGUUAUUUGGUUGAAUCUUGCAGUGGCUUUACUUUUUGAAAGAAACUACUGGUUAUCAAUUUUUUGUUUUCAAGAACGAUUGUUAGUAAAAAUAUUUAUUAAGGAUCCA
This is a messenger RNA of Dioscorea cayenensis subsp. rotundata (Guinea yam), 3187 nucleotides long. Its product is annotated as luc7-like protein 3. Gene Ontology annotation, molecular function: mRNA binding. The coding region runs from base 1397 to 2266 and encodes 289 amino acids. The transcript has 6 exons. Gene Ontology annotation, biological process: mRNA splice site recognition. Gene Ontology annotation, cellular component: U2-type prespliceosome; U1 snRNP. NCBI's taxonomy places the organism in Eukaryota, Viridiplantae, Streptophyta, Magnoliopsida, Dioscoreales, Dioscoreaceae. The record is from RefSeq and is a predicted model, not a curated record.